Molecule: messenger RNA, 366 nt
Organism: Prunus armeniaca (apricot)
Lineage: Eukaryota; Viridiplantae; Streptophyta; Magnoliopsida; Rosales; Rosaceae
Source: the annotation of a GenBank genome assembly
AUGAGAAAUUCGCCCAUCUAUACAGGGGCACUUCGUAGUCGGGGUGCCGACCUCACAGAAAACUUGACGUUGGCGUCUGGUGUUGUGUCCGGAGCUUGGGAAUCGGCGCUGGGAGUGAUUGUGGAGAGGCGUAUCCCCACUUCCUUCCAGACAGUCGUGUCUUUGAAACGACCGAUCGCUACGAAGAGGGAGAUAGAAGUGAUCGAGCGUGUUCGGUCAAGAAUACCUGAGGAGGGUCGUGUGCACAAGGCUCUGCUAGACUACAAGAACCUGUUCAGAGCGGGUCUGAUCAGCGAGCCUGAGUACCUCCGAACGAAAGAGGAGGAAGAAGAGGAAGAGAGUGGCUGGUGGGAGGGCAAUGACUGA